CAGUUUUCAUCUUGCUGCGGUCCCUGGUUAUCAGGCUCCUCAGCAGCAGACUGGCAGGCUCAGUGGCACAGUAUCUCAGGAGAAUCCUCUCAACAGGCGCUACACACCUUGGCACAGUGCUGCGCCACAUCUGGGACCGUGUUCGAUCCCAGGAGUCCAAGGAAGCCAUCCUGGGCUGUGUGCUGUGCAUUCUCAACAUGCACAAGAAGGUGGAGAAUUGAGCUCUCUCUCCACUUUCGGUUCCACCCUCCACUUGACUGCUGAGCUGAGACUGGACUGUUUAGUCAGGAAAGCGUACAAAGGGAUGUAAUAGACUUUUUUCAGUGCUCAUUUGGACUUCAGCAAUUUUGUUUUUUUUUUUCUUACUGGGACAUUAGUCAUGUCUGAGAGCAUUGUGAGGAAAGUGCAGCCCUUCACCAUUGGGACAAGGCUGUCAGCUCCUGCUGUGCCAAAAUGCCAGGAUUUUACACAGAGUUAUCUGCCCAGCGAGACUCUGGAUAACUGUGUGCUACAGCACAAUCUGAACUCACUCUACCUCAGUGGAUCACAGGUGUGUGCACAUGGCCCCUGUCUCGUCUCUCCGAUCGUCAAGCAGGUAGCCCCCGUGAAACACAACCAAGAGUGCAUGGCAGCAGAGGACCAGCUGAAUCAGAACGUUGCCACUGCUUCUGCCGUCUCCAGAUCAAUAAAGAAGAUCACAAUCUCUGGGAGUAAAGACAGACCAGAGAACAAGAUGACAGUGGAGCCUGCAAUUACACGAUGCACAUCUGAAAACAACAAUAAUAACAACAACAUCACCAGCACAUCAGAAGUAAAUCUGCCAAGAAUAGUGGGUGUGAGCUGUGAGAAUAAGCCCACUUCUCAAUUUAAGGUUUUACUCAGAAAAGAGCGCAGUGAUGAAUUUCAGCCCACGCAGGGACAAACCAGGCCGAGAAUAAACGGAGAAAAAUCCGUCCAACAGAUAUCAGUGCCUGAACUGCAGGAGACAGAGCCUCGGUGGAAAGAAAACCAUCCACGCACGCAGAUUGAAGGGCCAGCAGCUGUUACACCCCCGAGUGACUGCUUCACUCAGCGCAACUCACUCUUCAGCAAGGAAGUGCUGCAGGCUGAGGCGUGGAUCAAAGGCAAGCUACAGGAUUUAAAGGAUGGAUGUAAUAUUCAGUGCUGCCCCCUGGAGGAUUGGGAGGAAGCCUCGCAAAUGCUUCAGAGAGACCUUAAAGACUUCGAGAACACCCUGAUUCAACUCAACCAGAUGGGUGAGCAGCUGAUCUGUAAACUGAACCCCACAUCUGAUCUGGUGAAGAAGCAGCUCGGUCAGAUCAGGGACCAGUGGCAGACCCUCAAACAGAUGGCUGCGAAUCAGGUGAGGGCCCUAGGAGGAGCCAAGAACCUGCAGGAAUUCAACAAAAAGGUGGACAAGCUGGAGGCAUGGAUUAAAGAGAAGCAGGAAGAGGAGCAGUGUCUGGUGAAUGUCCUGGGAGAAAAUGUUGACAAAAUGCAGUUGACUAGAAGAAUUUUAGAUCUGAAACAGGAUGAGCAGCUACACAGAAAUCUCCACGAGGAAAUCAACAACUUGGCGCUGAAACUGGAGAAACAAGGGAAGACAGAUAGCAAAAACAUCUCCAGCAGGAGGAAACACAUCAAUAAAAUGUGGCUGAAGGUGCAGUCUCAUCUGAAAAACUACCAUGAAAAUCUUCAUCUGGCUCUGGAAGUGUCCUCGUUUUACCAGCAGGCUGAUAAUAUAUUAUUUGCUAUUAACGGCAUGAGGAAAAACAUGUCUGCAUUGAAAGACCUGGACACCUUUGGAGACCGAGAAAUGCGUGAGAUCGCCAGUCAGGUCAUGAUGCUUGAUGUGAGUGUGUCCCAGCUGUCGAAUGUCCAUCCUGCCCUGGCUGCCAGCGUCACACAAAAGCAGAGUGACGUGAAAGACUGCUGGUCACUUCUUCAGAAGGUUUUCAGGAGUGACAAGACCCCACUCUCUCUCCCCGGCUCCGCUUUCACCAGGGAAGAUUCUGACCUCCUGACACCGGCCCGAGAACGCCAGUGCAGCAUGGGAAUGAAGGCAAAUGGUAUCAUGGGAAAGGAGGUGAAGGAGGAGAAGAAUCAUCUAAAAGGCUGUGCUAGUACUGCUGACAGUGGGAGUGGUCGACGAGCACAGAGCAGCCAAAGCCAGGAGCAGCAAUCAGUGAACCACACCUCUUUACCAAUGGGAGACGGCCCUGCCUGCGCAGAUGAUGCUAUCGUCGGAAAUCAGUUGAAGGGGGAAAGCAGGAAGCCCAGAACAGAACCCAAGAUUGCCACCCCCUCUCAAGGCCACCCACAGCUUCACAUACAGCUUCAGAGGUUCACCGUGUCUGCAAACAAGACUUUGUCGUGGCUCAAAGACAAUGUGUCCAUGGCUACACAGGUGUGUUCAAUAGCCAGUUUUGAGGGGCUGGAGGCAGCGAGGAGGUGCCAGCAUACCCUUGAGCAGGAAAUCCUCAACAAUCGAGCCAGGAUCGAGGUGGUCAAAAGGGAGGGCCACGGGCUGGUCCGGGCACAGCACCCAGGCAGCACAAAGAUCGAGGAGUUCCUUGGCCAGCUGGAGGUCCUGUGGGAAGAGCUGAGGAAGAGGCACCAGAGGAAUGCUGUGUUCCUGCAAGCCUCAGAAGAGCUGGGUUUUAGGGUUGUGAAAGUGCUCCAGGCCCUUGGCAGUUUGGAGGCCUGGCUGGAGUCUGUGGAGCUUUCCAUGAAGGAAUCUGCCUUAGCCGGUGAUCCUGAAACAAUGAGCAUGGCUGAGAGGGAAAGCCGUUUUCUGGAGAAAGAGGUGGCAUCCCGCAGCCUGGAGCUCAGUGCUCUGAGGCAUGAGGUGGACCGCCUUCAUGGUCACAGUCACCCACAUACACGAGGGCUGCCAGCACGCAUGGAGGAGGUGGAGAGAAAGUACUACCGUGUCCAAAGUGCCCUGACCCAGCAGAGCUCUGAGCUGCAGGACACUCGCAUGCUGACUGAGUUCCUGGAACGCGUGGAGCUGGAGGAGAGUCAGGAUCUCAGCGGUAGUCAAUACAGACUAGGCCAGCCUCUCCACAGUGAAAUUUCCCCAGCUCCUACUUUGCUGACGCUUCAGAGCAGUGGCAGUGGUGAGCCUCUGAUAGAAACCAUGGGGGACCCUGUGGAGGAGCUACGAGAGGCUGUAGAGAUGCUGAAUGACACAGUGAGAGAAAGAGGUCGGUCACAAAGCCACGACCAGGCUAUCCAGGAGCUUCUCAGCAAGCAUGCCAGCCUGGCGGUGCGUGUGGAGGAGUGUUUGUGCUUCAGCAAGGAUCUGAGCCUGGACAUCCUAGAGAAGGAGACAGACAUGGCCAUCCAGUGUGAGCCAGACCGCUGUGGCCUAGAAGCUCUGCAGGAGGAGCAGGACCACCUGGAGAUUGACUACGAAAUCAUCAGGGAGGACGUAAAAGAGAUGCAGAACCAGGCUUCUCGACUGAAAGAGCUGUGCCCAGAGAGAGUGCAUGUACUAGAUGCAAAGAUUCAGGCGUCACUGCAGGCCUGGAACGAGCUGGGAAAGAGCGUGACAGAGAACAAAUCACGUCUGAAAGAGUUUGCACAGCUCCAGGACUUCUUCAGGAGCUACCUCGCCAUGAUCUCAUGGACAGAAGACACCAGGUCAUGCAUUUUCUCUGAUACCGCUUUGCAUCUUGGGAAAGAUGGGCAGAUACCACUGGUUGCAGAGCUGGAUGUGCAAAUUGAGCAAAAGUUUGAGGAGUUUGAUGAGCUGGCUGCCACAGGCAAAAAUCUUUUAGACAAGGAACACCACCUCACACAGAUGGUGAGAGAGCGCAUGGAGGAACUGAGGAGUAUGCUUGGGUGGAUCUUGGUGCACUGGAGGGCUCAGAAACAACAGUGGCUUCACAAGAAGAGCAGAGAGGAGCCUUCACAGGACAACAUUUACUCCGAGGCGACAAUGUGUCCGCCAUCAACAGAGAAUUCAACUCCUGAGCUAGAGCACUUCCAUUCUCAUCAGUCCCAAGUUGUCGCUCCUAUUGAAGACACGACAAAGGCAGAAAGCGAUAGCAAGCCAUCGUGCCCGGUGCCCAGACACGCUGAGAAGCAUAAAGAAGAGCCAUCAGAGGAUGGGUAUGAGGUCAUGAACAGCAUUGGACCCCAGGGCGAUCCUCCCAAAGCCAACAUCGUGGUGCUUAAAGAGAGCAGCAGCCCUCCUGUAGGGGGAACAGUCAACCUCAUCCUUAGCUUUGGUAACACAGGGGACAGCCAGGUUCAGGUGCUUGACCUGCCUGCUGGGACAAAAGAGGUAGUGGAGGAGACCUCUGAGCCUGUCCACAGGCCCACUGUGCCUCAAUCUUCUGCCUAUAAAAACUUUUGGAGGCGCUGCCAGGGGCUUUUGGAAAAUACUUUGGGUAGUUUAAAGCGAAAGAGAAAGAUUUAUCGGCAGAGUGCAAAUGAGGUAAGUACCUACUUGCAUGUCAAGGAUAACAACCUGGCUGUGGCCCCUGUGUAUGAGAGUAUCACCCUGCCCCGCCAAAAGAGCCGCUCAGCAGCCUCAGCCUCCCCUACUUUCUUGCCGUCCUCCUCCUUGCCAUCCUCCUCAGCGCAUGUAUAUCAGGGAACCAGUGUAAAUUUCCACAACACGAUGGGGAACGGGGGCGGCUCCAUCUUCAGCAGCAUCAAGAGAAUGGGCAAGAAGAGGAAGAGGAAGAGAGAUGCUCGUAGACACACUAUCCAGAAAAUCAUGGGAGUGGAGGAGCAAACAGAUGGGAUGCCUCAUUAUGCCUCUGAGACAAUCACAUAUGACACACAUACGUGGCCACUGAAGGAAGGUCGGAGGAAGAAGAAGAAUGGGGAUGCAGUAGAGGCCAUUGCCUAUAUGAAGAAUCCCCUGUUGAAGGACAUUGAUACAGAGUGUUCAGGAGAGUACAGCAUUACUCCAUAUGCUGUAUCAGCAGGGCCAACCACUACACCUGCAGCAGGUCAGGUGAAAAGCCACUGCAGAUUCCUCUCUUUGGGUUCCGUGUUGAGCUUUGAUCUACCUAAGGACAUGACUCUCAUCCCCAGCAUUCAGGACAUCAUUACUAUCGCCCCGCCAGAGUCCAAAAAAGUAGUCGGGACUGAUCCGGACCCUCACUCCCAGAGACAAACAGUCCUGAGCUCCUUCCGACAGACUAAGCCCACUCCCCCUAUCACGCAUGACACUUCAGGUGAAAUCAGCUUUGGUGAGACACAGCCAUUGACAUCUCUGGGGAAAGAUCUGCCUGAUGUGGACAGCAGUUUGCAACCUCCACCAUCUCCCUCCCAGGAAGAAGAUGAGGAUCAGACUGUACAAUGUGAUGACUCAUCUAAAACCCAGUUGACUCUCUGUGAGGAGGCAGAGCAGGAGUCGGACAAAACGUUAUCAGAGAUUAAAACUAGUACAGCUGAAAAGGACAGGACUACUCAGCCAUCACAGCUGCAUAUUUAUGUGAACCAGGCCCCCACUUCCACUACAGCUAUACAUAAACAUGAAUGCCUUAGUGUUCAUACGCUCAUUAGAGACCUGAAUGGACACCAUUACCAUAAAUGUGCAAGACCCCACAGUCUUCAUGAAGAGGGCCCUGGACUUCAGUCAAGCCAAUCUUCCUUCAUGAGAGUCAGUCUGAAGUCAACAAAGAGUGUUCGACAGGACUCUGUGGACUCUGGCAUCUCCACCUCCAGCAGCAUCAAGCUUUGCAAAGAGGAUACUCCACAUCCUGAGAGCCAGCAGCCUAAAGGAGUGGUGAGGAAGCUUAUAUCUCUUGAAGUGGGAGGUACAGAUUGCACUAAAACAAGAGAGAAUGAUGCAGCAGGUCCGUGUCCCCACACAGCAGUGAUAGAAACAGAGCCUGUUCACCUUGAUCACCAGCAGUUUGAGGAGGAGGAGGAAGAACUAGAGGACAUCUGGAACCAGACUACUAACUAUAGGCAGAGCAUUUGCUCAGACAUCAUGUACCAGCCAAAUGAGGAAGAGUCCUUACCUUCAGACCAACCCGGACAGACACCUUCAGAUACGACCCCGGCUGUGCUCUACAGGAAUCUCGUCACAGCUUCAGCACCCAACCUCCUUGUGGCCGAAUUCAAACUGCCCACACACAUUCAGAAUCUGCUGGGUUAUGACAAGGGCCAGAGUCCCAAAGAUCACCUUCCUCCUCUGGCUAUAGGAGACAGAAGGUCCUGGGCAGCUUUUCCUAACAGGGAACCAGCCAGCAAGACUUCAGUGACAGUGAAUGAGACCGCAUCGGAUCCAGUGAAGCUUCCAGAUGUAGGGGACAAUCAGAGAUACAUUUAUCAGUACAAAGAGGAUGAGGAGGAGGAAGAGGAGAAGAAGGUGGAGAAGGCAAAGGUGGGGGAGGAGGCAGACGAGUACACAGGCUGCUUGAAGGACCCUUCAGUGAGUCUCCUGUCCGUUCAUAUGGGUUUGGAUGGGACCUGUCAGCAAAGAAAAGCUUCACAGACCCAAGAGGACUUGGAGGAGCUUGUGGCCUCAGGAUGGCGCUGUUUCACCUCAAGUGGAAAACCUGAGCUGCCGUCUAUGGAGGGGAUGCUUGAGAGGAAACACAAGCUGCAGCUGGGAGGGAAGAAAGCAUCCUCCAGAGGUUGGAACUCCUACCAUGCUGUCCUAUAUAGACACACCUUGUGCUUCUACCAGGAUAGAAAGGAUACUCUGAAGAGUUCUGCGUGUGGCCUGCCACUGAACCUCACAGGAGCUGAGUGUUUACCUGUCCCAGAGUACACCAAAAAACCCAACUGCUUUCGAUUAAGGCUCCAUGAUGGGUCUGAAUAUCUGCUUAAUGCCUCUUCACGCUUUAUGAUGAAGAAAUGGAUGAUGAAAAUACAAGCAAACACAGGUCACACAGUGUCUAGGUCUGCACUAUCAGGUGUCCCUGUUGAUGAAGACCUCCCCAGUUCCUUAAAGCCCUCCUUCUGUUUUGGAUGUCAUGAUCCAGACCGUUGCCACUUCUCCUCUCACGAUGAUGUCACCCAACCGUUCCCCAGGCACAACCCGCCGGGAACCACCCAGACCAAAGAAAUUGCCGUCCUCACCAGAGAGCUGAGUCACAACCCACAGAGUCACUUAAAGUGUUUGGAUGAACAUUCAGUCCCAUCCUCAGAAGCAGGCUGCCGUGAUGUUGAUAAAAGCAGCUUAAAGCAGAUGAUGACUCACAGACUGUCUGGAGGAUUCAGAGACAACACCGCUUCCUCUCCCCACUCCCCUUUAUCCAGCACUCAGGACUGGCUCAAUAGCAAGCGCCGCUCCCACUCCUUUACAUCAUCAACUUACCAGAAGAUCAAACCCAUGUUGCGCACGCCUGAAGGAAAAGGCCUGGAAACAGGCUCCAACUACUGCGUGACUCUGGUGGUGGGAGACAAGUCAACGGACAGCGCAUCAGCAAGCAGAAGCUCUGAGCCUCCGCUGCUGGGUUUAGCUGGGUGGGAGCAGGACAAGUAUCAGGACGCUGCUCUGAGGAGCUACGUGAGCCUGCCGCGGCCUCGCAACAAGUCUGUCUUCAAAAAGUUCUUUGGGAAAAGAGACCUCUGAGUUUGUUUGUUUUUUUAAUGAUGAUUUAUAUCGUUUGAUUGUGCAGUGCACAUAUUAAAAAAAACAAAAAAAAAAAAA
This is a messenger RNA of Archocentrus centrarchus (flier cichlid), 7627 nucleotides long. It is a transcript of the gene mymx, whose product is annotated as myomixer. Gene Ontology annotation, molecular function: protein binding; phospholipid binding. The transcript has 34 exons. NCBI's taxonomy places the organism in Eukaryota, Metazoa, Chordata, Actinopteri, Cichliformes, Cichlidae. The coding region runs from base 380 to 7549 and encodes 2389 amino acids. The record is from RefSeq and is a predicted model, not a curated record.